AUGCUGACAGAGCAGCUGGCACCAGAGGUAAAACCCCGUAUUACGGUUACUACGGUUACUGGCGGGGGAGGGGCGGGGUUUAGAGGAAGCGGAAGUGCCGGUGCAAGCGGAAGUGGUACUGCCCUGAAUAUCCCGAAGAGCAAGACGGAGGACGGAGAGAGAGAGUCGCAGCGUCCACAGAUAAAACCCGAAAUAACAGCCCACGAGGAGGGGAGGGGAGUCUAUUGUGGUUUGGGCUCAGAGCAAGCACUUAGGCCGUGCAUGCAACAGCUCGGCCAGGAGCGAUUCCUGAAGCUGAUUAAGCCGGGAGAGCCGGGCGAUAUUACAAAGAGACGGGAUUCGGGUGUGGAUCUGAGGUCCAGCUCUGAGAUGGAUAAGAGCGAUCUGGUACAGAAAGCUAAGCUCGCCGAGCAGGCUGAGCGCUAUGAUGACAUGGCUGCUGCCAUGAAGGCAGUGACUGAACAGGGGCACGAGCUCUCCAACGAGGAGAGGAACCUGCUGUCUGUCGCCUACAAGAACGUGGUGGGAGCCCGCCGCUCCUCCUGGAGAGUCAUCUCCAGCAUUGAACAAAAAACCGAGGGCAACGACAAGAAACAGCAGAUGGCCUGCGAGUACCGUGAGAAGAUUGAGGCCGAGCUGCAGGAUAUCUGCAAUGAUGUGCUGGGUCUUCUUGACAAGUACCUCAUUGCCAAUGCUACCCAGGCAGAAAGCAAGGUCUUCUACCUGAAAAUGAAAGGAGAUUAUUACAGAUAUCUCUCUGAGGUGGCAUCCGGGGAUUCGAAGAAGACCACAGUUGAGAAUUCUCAGCAGGCUUACCAGGAGGCCUUUGAGAUCAGCAAGAAGGAGAUGCAGCCUACACACCCGAUCAGGCUCGGGCUGGCUCUCAACUUCUCCGUGUUCUACUAUGAAAUCCUCAACUCUCCUGAGCAGGCCUGCAGCUUGGCAAAGACUGCAUUUGAUGAAGCAAUUGCUGAACUUGACACCUUGAAUGAGGAUUCGUACAAAGACAGCACUCUGAUCAUGCAACUGCUAAGGGACAACCUCACUCUGUGGACAUCAGAAAACCAGGGAGAUGAAGGGGAUGCUGGCGAAGGGGAGAACUAAUGGGUGCCACGCUUCACUGUCUAUCCACUCCCUCUUUAUCUUAAACACAUACAGCCCAUACCCUGCUCCACCAGGAUUUUCCCCUUCUGUAUGACAAGCAGCAUGAAUUGUACCUGACCUAUCAACUACCCUUUGCAGAUCCCUCCUUUGUUACAGGGCGAUACUCAAGUUGUUAGCAGGCUCACACCAUCGUUUUGUUUCUAAAUUACACCAGGUCUUUACAUUGAGGCAUUUCUGUUUUUUAUUUUUCAUUCAUUUUCUUUUGGAAGAACCUAGCAAGUUGGGCUUUAUAGUGUUCAUCAAUUGUUAUUAUUAUUUUUAUUUUUUUUUGUUACAUCAGUUUUUAUAGUGUAAAAUGUCAUGACAUUUGCAGGUUUUAUUGUAAGGUUAUUAAACAGCCAGUUUAUUUUCACCAAACACUGUGAUGCUUAGUUUUGUGUUUUUAUUUUUAUUUUUUUGCUGUAAAUCCCUUCUGCUCUAAAAAAUGCAUGUUUCAUUCUGUACUUGGGUAGCAGUACAGAGUACAAUUCUGCUGUCAUACAGAAAGGUUUAAAAGGCUGUAUUGUGACACUGAGAAAUGUGCAAAUUGCUGAGUGCUCAUGUUAACAGUUUUAUUUGACAUGUUUUACAAAACAGGGGACCCCAGGUUUUGUCAUUUUGGAUGUGACAGUCUAAAAAUAGAUCCCAUCAAAGCAUGAACAUCACAGAGUAACUUUGUAAACACACUGGGGAGCAUGUGCUGAGUGAAGUGUCAGGGUAUAACAAAAUUCAAUUAAAGCUGCUGUCACCAGUGAGGUAAACACGUUCCUCUAGUUGUUUUCUUCAUUUUUAUUUUUACACUUGAUCUUUUUGGAUGAGAUUGUUAAUUGUGGUUUUCAGUGAUAGCAAUUAUGAAAAGCAAAUUCAAUGAUUUGAGUAAGUCUUAUGUAGUAACAUUGUGAAGCUGCUUGUGUUUAAAUACAGCAAAACUGUUUUCGUUUAACUAAUUCCAGCCAUGCUUCAUUUGAAACUCAGUGUAAAAGGUCUUAUCCUGACAGCCUGAUCUGACUAAAAUGAGUUUGGAUUCUUAAAAAGCUGAAAGUUAACCGGAUUGCUAGGAAAGCAUUUUAUUUUUUUAUUUGUAUUUUUUUUUUUUUGUUGUAAUUGAACUCAAGUUGGUUGCAAGAUUGGUGUGGUCUCAAACAGACUGUAUUUAUUAGAAUCCUGAAUAGGCAAGAAAUGGGCAACCUCUUUGACCACUGACUUGAACAUGCGUUGAGUUUGGAAUAGAAAGUCUUGAAAAACAAGGCAAUGAGCAUUUUUUUAGUAAUACCAUACCUGUCUGCUCCAAGUAAAUGGCUAAAAUUGAUCUGUAACAUCCUGUUGAACUUGAAAAGUUGGAGUAUUUAGUGUCACAAUACCCUGCCACCUCCAUAACAUUCCACUUAGUGUAGAGUUCAUGUGUCCCUCAGUCUCGUCUGCUGAAGACAAUGUUUCAUGCACUGAAUAAAAUCUCUCUUCUAGCUGAACAAAUGGCAGUUCAUAUUCUCCGCUUGAUAAACGCAGUAGUGAGUGUGGGACGGAGCCUGUCUGUAUAUCUGGUAGCUCUUUCUGCUUUGUUUUUACUGACCAGUAUUCUGCCUAAAGUUUGCUUCUGUGACGGUUUUAUCGCCUAGCGAGCACGUGGUUGUGAAAAUAGUAUAGCUAAAAAAAAAAUUAAACAACUACAAAAAAAAAUUUCAAUACCUGGUUAUUGACGUAAUAUUAGAUUUGUGUCUGUCUUUUAAAACAGUUCGAGUUUCACUUCACAUGUAACAAUCAGGAAAGUGUAAAAGACAAUUCAAAGUGAAAUAAAAUUUUAUCAGUUCA
Messenger RNA from Polyodon spathula (Mississippi paddlefish), 2952 nucleotides. Its product is annotated as 14-3-3 protein beta/alpha-1-like. Gene Ontology annotation, cellular component: cytoplasm. Bases 1 to 1104 code for a protein of 367 amino acids. Gene Ontology annotation, biological process: signal transduction. The record is from RefSeq and is a predicted model, not a curated record. The transcript is spliced from 8 exons. NCBI's taxonomy places the organism in Eukaryota, Metazoa, Chordata, Actinopteri, Acipenseriformes, Polyodontidae.